AUGGUUCGAAUUUUGUGCUUACACGGAACCGCCAUCAACUCGGCGAUCUUCCAAGCGAAGACCGAGAAAUUGAGGACAUUUCUUCCUGACGACUAUGAGUAUGAUUUCUUUGACGGCGACAAGGAGGUCGUACCCCAGAAAUUCUUGGGCGAGGUCUUCCCCGGUCCGUACUUGACCUAUAUCUCUUUCUUAACGACGGAAGAGAUCGGCAAUGCCCUCGAGAGAAUCGAGGAGUAUAUCGAGGAAGAGGGACCGUUCGACGGCAUUAUGGGGGUCUCCGAGGGCUCAAUGCUGGCAUCGUCUCUUAUUCUUAAGCAUCAGAACGAAAAGCCGUCGGCGCCUCCUCUCUUCCGCUUCGCUAUAUUCAUUGCGGGUGCGCUGCCAUUCACAUGGAGCUCGCAAUACGGCCACGAUGUGUACGGCCUCUUGAUGAGCCAAAACCCCCUGUCUGUUGAGGCGGAGGACUGGAUCAACCUGGCCACAAAGGAGAACAUCAAGCCCACCGAACUCCAGUUUUUGGGCGACACCAUACUGACGGACAUGUUCCCGAACUGGGAGCAGCGACGCCACGAGCUCCACGACAUGCACACGAACCCCAAGAACUCGCAUCUCAAACCGCACUGCUACCAUCCAGACAUCACCGACGAGCGCAUCAUGAUUCCCACCGCGCACACAUGGGGCACCCGGGACAUCUUCAUCGGCCAUGCAGUCGGCCUCUACAAGCUGUGCGACCCAGAGACAGCUUCGAUGUACCUCCACGAUGGUGACCACGACGUCCCCCACACGGUGGAGCACAAUCGCAGAUUCAGCGAGAUUGUCAAGAAAACUAUCCUGAGGAGCGAUUUCGCCCUUUGA
This is a messenger RNA of Microdochium trichocladiopsis, 855 nucleotides long. RefSeq names its product serine hydrolase FSH. The coding region runs from base 1 to 855 and encodes 284 amino acids. NCBI's taxonomy places the organism in Eukaryota, Fungi, Ascomycota, Sordariomycetes, Xylariales, Microdochiaceae. Gene Ontology annotation, cellular component: nucleus; cytoplasm. The transcript is spliced from 2 exons. The record is from RefSeq and is a predicted model, not a curated record.